AUGGAUACGGACGAGGCCCUGCAGCUGGGGACGGUGCUGGUGGGAUCCCCCACGCAGGAUGGGACCAUCUCCAUCCUCACCACCUCGGCGGAGGCGGACGAGCCCCACAGCGUGCAGUUCCCGGCCCCCCGCCAAGGCAGCCCUCUGCGCCUGGGGCAGCCUCGCUGGGCCAACUACGUCAAGGGCGUCAUCCAGCACUACCGGGGUGGUCCCGUGCCGGGCUUCAGCGCCGUGGUCGCCAGUGACAUCCCCCUGGGCGGGGGCCUCUCCAGCUCGGCCGCUCUGGAGGUGGCUGCCUACACCUUCCUCCAGCAGCUCUGCCCCGAUGACGGUGAUAUGGUAGCCAAGGCGCUGGCGUGCCAGAAAGCGGAGCACACAUUUGCCGGCAUGCCCUGCGGGAUCAUGGACCAGUUCAUAUCCGUGAUGGGCAAGGAAGGCCACGCACUGCUCAUUGACUGCAGGUCCCUGGAGACUGUCCUCGUCCCGCUGACCGAUGCCAGCUUGGCCGUCCUCAUCACCAACUCCAACGUGCGGCACACGCUGACGGGCAGCGAGUACCCCACGCGCCGGCGGCAGUGCGAGGAGGCGGCAGCGGCGCUUGGCAAGGCCAGCCUGCGAGAUGCCACCAUGGCCGAGCUGGAAGCUGCCAGGAGCAGGCUGGGCGAGGAGGUGUACCGGCGGGCCAGGCACGUCAUCGGCGAGAUAGCACGGACAGCCCAGGCAGCGCGAGCGCUGCAGGACAGGGACUACGAGACGUUUGGGAGGCUGAUGGUGGAGAGUCACAACUCCCUCAGGGACGACUAUGAAGUGAGCUGCCCGGAGCUGGACGAGCUGGUAGCGGCAGCCCUGGAGGUUGAUGGCGUUUACGGCAGCAGGAUGACGGGGGGAGGCUUCGGAGGCUGCACGGUGACGCUGCUGGAGGCUGGGGCUGCAGAGAGAGCCCAGCACCACAUCCAGGAGAAAUACAGCGGCACAGCCACCUUCUACCUCACCAAACCCUCCGGAGGGGCAGCGGUGCUGCCCCUGUAG
Messenger RNA from Nipponia nippon (crested ibis), 1029 nucleotides. The record is from RefSeq and is a predicted model, not a curated record. Lineage: Eukaryota; Metazoa; Chordata; Aves; Pelecaniformes; Threskiornithidae.